Messenger RNA from Trichoplax adhaerens, 4824 nucleotides. RefSeq lists its product as uncharacterized. Gene Ontology annotation, cellular component: early endosome; WASH complex. The transcript is spliced from 9 exons. Gene Ontology annotation, biological process: protein localization to endosome; retrograde transport, endosome to Golgi. Bases 1 to 4824 code for a protein of 1607 amino acids. Gene Ontology annotation, molecular function: retromer complex binding; phosphatidylinositol phosphate binding. NCBI's taxonomy places the organism in Eukaryota, Metazoa, Placozoa, Uniplacotomia, Trichoplacea, Trichoplacidae. The record is from RefSeq and is a predicted model, not a curated record.
AUGGCUGAAGUUGUUCUCGCCGAAUCCAAUGGCACUGAUCAAUUGCCUAAUGGUGGCCAAAACGAAGCAGUGGUCAAGACAGACAAGUCACUGCUGACGGAAGACUUGUUGAUAACUUGGUAUCGAGUCUCCCAUUACCUUUGUGUUAUUUCACAUUUGAUGGAGAUUAAAACGUCAAGAGAUGGGUAUUCGUACAUUGACGGCGUUCUGUUAUUGAAUUAUUUAAGAGAAGUUUCCCAACGCCUAGUAUCACGUACGCAUCAAGUUGAAAAUUUAGUGAAAGAUGUCAUUCAAAAUGUCAAGGGUGUUGACUGCCAAGUUAACAACGUUAUGAACGAAUUUCUAAUGCUUUCGAAUGAUCACUUCAUUGAAAACCGUGUUUACGAUGACGAAUUGAGACCUCAUGAAGUUGACCCCAAACAAGCUAAUGAGGCUAAUCAAGAGGAUAAAAAUCGUGAAGUGGAUGCUAUACCUUGCAUUAAAGAAGCCUUGAAAGAUGGCUUAACGUUGUUAAAUGAAGCGUAUGAUUUAGUUGAAACUACUGUAGACAAUACGAUCAGUGAUUCUGACUCUGAUGGUGAAGCAGACAGGAGUUUACCGGCUGGCUUUAAUGAACCGGUAUUGGAGCCAAAAGAUAAAUAUGUUGAUAGACCGUUACCUGUUAUUAUUGGUACGGCGGAAUUUUUGCAGCGUGAUGAUGUCGGCUUAUUAGAUGAGGAAGACCAAGCUGAGGAGGAAGCAACUGAUGUCGGUAGUAUGAGUUCAUCAUCUAGCGGUGAAUCAGAGAACGAGGAAUCUGACAAGGAAGCAGAGGAAAAUAGCGAAAUUGAUGAGAGUGAUGACGAUCGCCCUAGGCAAAGGCAACCACAACGGCGCACUUUUACUAGUUCAGAGGAGGAUGACGAAGAUGAUUUAUUUGCAGCCCCUAAGAAAGUUACUAAACGUAGCGAUGUGGAAUCUGAUGAAAGUGAAGAUAUGCCUGAAACUGAUCAAGUACAAGAGACUAAGCCUAAUACAGGCAUUGCAGCGGAACUAAAUAAAAGAUUGCAACGUAACACUGUAGAUUCUGACAGUGAUGGCACUGAAGCUGUCAGUGAGGCCGUUGCUAGUGAUACAUCGUCCAUCAAGAUAAGUCGUAAAACUAGUAAAACGAGUUCACAAAAAGUUGUUGAUGAUGAUUUAUUUCAAACAAACGACGAUGAGGAUGGUCCAUUUGGAAGUAAAGGAGGCUUAUUCAAUGCUAGAAAAAGCGGACUUUUUGAUGACGAUGGAGGUUUAUUUGAUGAUGAUACUAAACAAGACGUUAAGCAGGAUAUUGAGCAGGAUACUGUGCAAAAGGUAAAGGAAAAGCGAAAUAGGACAAAGUCUGGUCGAAAGAUUCCUGCUGGUGCUGUAGCUGUUUUUGGAUCUGAAGACUCUGGAUUAUUUGGAACGCCUACGGAGGAAUCCAUUGCAAAAGAAAAACCGAAUGAUGAUGAUAUUAAAAAUACACCUACGAAAGAAGCGUCUAAGCCAAAUAUCAAAACGCAAAAGAGCGUUAGCAAAGGAUUAUUUGAUGACGAUGAAGAUGAGGAUGAAUUAUUUGGUGCAGCUCCAGUUUCCAUCAAAAAGCCACAGCCUACCAAGAAGAUGCCGCCCACUAGUAGCUUAUUUGCCGACGAUGAUGAUGAUGACGCCGCCGCUGAUGACUUAUUUGCGACGGCAGCCGCUACUACUCAGCCUACUAGAACAGCGAAUGAUAGAAAGAAAAAUUCGUCAAAAAAGAAGGCCUUGGUUGGUGGCGUAGCUUUACCUAGCGCUUCGAGUAUCAAAAGUAAAGUUCACAGACCGCCUUCAUCAGGAAACGAAAGUGAAGAAGAUAAUCCAUUACAAGCUAACAAUUUGCCAAAAACCAAUACCACUAAUUCUUCAAAUGAUACUGUUGGUAUUGAUGUAGCUGCUGCUGCUACGGUUGCUGCUGUCGAUAGUAACAAUCAAAGUAAAGUAACAAAGAAAUCAGGUCUUUUUGAUAGUGACACUGAUGAUAAUAACCUAUUCUUAGCGGAUACUGACUCUAAAACAUCAGGUAACACUUCUAAGAGUGAAGAAAAAACAGCUAAAAAGAAACCAGUUGGAGGUGUGGCUUUGUUUGGUGCAUCUGCUAUUAAAUCAAGGCGACCUCCCGAUUCUGAAGAGGAUGACGAUGAGGAAGAUGACUUCAGCCAAAAAGGCAAUCCACCUCCUCUCAAGAUCUCGCAACCAUCGAAAGCGAAAUCUAAUUUAGGUGACCUUUUUGACGAAGAUGACGAUGAUGACUAUGGAUUAUUUAAUUCCAGUACCAAACCUUCUAUUGUAGAAUCACCGGCUAAAAAUGCCGGAAAUGAUGUAAAGUUAACAAAUGCAAAUCAAUCAAAAAGUUCUACUGAUAGUAAGAAAUCAAGAACUGCCCACAAAGGCGCUAGCUUAUUUGACGAUGAAGAAGAUGAUGGACUAUUUUCUACUACUACUCCAAAACCGCAACCAACAACCAAUAAGCCAGUUCAUAAAGUUGCAGCUAAUCCUGGCCUAUUUGACGAUAAUGAAACUGAGGAUGAUUUAUUUUUAAUCACAAGCUCUGUUGAAAAGAAAUCCGAUAAGAGUAAGAUUGCUAAAAAAGUUACAAAUGAAUCUAGUUCUGCCAGUCUAUCGAAAAGUGAAGACAAAGUAUCACCUAGUAAUGAAAGGAGCAAAGCAUCAAAGGACGAUAAUGCUGAAUCGUCAACAGCGUCCCCAAUUAAGCCGAAAAAACUUCCAGCUGGUGCUAAGCCUAUAUUUGGUGCAGCUGGAAUUGAUAUUUUCCAAAAGAAAAAAACUUCAGAUGACAAAGGCGAUAGUAAUGAACAGAAGUUGCAGAAGAGCAAUGUUGCUAGCCCUACCUUAGAUGAGAAGAAUGUAUCAGAAUCUGUCGUAGUAUCUCUUGACAAUCCACCCACUGUAAAAACACUAGAGAGUGUAAAUAAAGGUCGAACGAAAGGUCAAGCCAGAAGGCGUCCUCCUAGUAGACGUGGAGUUUCCAGUAAAAGCAGUAGUUCGAGUCUGUCAACCCCUAUAUCGGAGAAACUGAAUGAUGACGUUUUUGAUGCAAGUAAUACGGUAGCUGUUAAGCAAGCGGGUGACUCUAGCACUGGUGACAGUAUCUCAGUUGAAGCUAAACCUUCUACUAGUCAGAAAACAGCGUCAGAGAAUAAAUCCAGCAGCAUUUUUAAUAGUAGCGAUUGGCAAGACGAUGACGAAGACGAUUUAUUUGCAAGUCCUGCUAAAAUUAAUAAGUCGGUGAAGUCCACAGUCGAAGUAGUGACUGCAGAAAGUGCAGUUUCCAAUUCAUCUUUAAAUAAAAAUCAAAAGAUCACUCCUACCCUAGACGGUAGUUCGAAAUCAUCCGCCUCCACUAGCAUCCCUGACAGCAGUUUACAUUCAGCUUCUUUAAGCAAAAAUAUAGCUACGACAGAUAGUCCAGCUAGCGCUCAAACUAAAAAAGGAAGGUCUGAUUCGGGAAUUCGACAAACACGAGUAAGCUCCCUUUUUGACAAUGAUGAUAAUGAUAACGACGAUAUUUUUGGUGGAUUUGAUAAAAAGAAGAGCUUGAAAGGGAAGGUAGCUGCUAAAGAUACCGUUUCGCAAGAACCACCGAAAAAAGAUAUUACGGCAUCUGCUGAGCCAAAGAAAACUGAUAGUGAAAUUGUUGAUAAUCCAUUGUUAGCAUCAGAUAAUGUAGUUCCAGAUCGUGUUAAUUCGUCCUCUGCUUCAGACUUACUGAAUGAUAGCAAUGGUAGAAAUUCAGGCGAAAAAAUUAGUAAAGAUAUCGAGAAAGUAGCAGAGGAAAGCAUUCCACCUGUCCAAGAAAAAGCAAUGAAAAAAUCGAUCACAGCUGAUAAUCAAACUUCAACUGAAGAAUCUUUGGAGAAGCAAGAUAAAAUCUCAGCUGAUAAACCAAAAGAUAGCUUGCCUUCUAAGGUUUCUGAAUCGUCGACUGCUACUUCUAAUUCUGAUAUAAAAAAUGUCUCGAUGUCUGCAAAGGAAGGGCUAGAAGUAAAAUCGAAAGCAGUCAAACAAACUUCACAACCAAGUUCUAUUUUUGACCACGAUGAUGAUAUUUUUGGAGAUUUUAAAAGAAACAAGGCCUCCAAAACGAAGGAAGUGACUAAAACUAGUAAGAAAAACGAAAGAGAUGUGGCAAAUAGUCCUGGCGAACCCAAUACGGCUGAAAAUGCUCCUGACGAAGUUAGAUCAAUAGAUGCUAUUGAUAAACAACAGUUCGUAGUAGAUUCAAAUCCUGUAGUCGCCAGUUCAGCAGAUGAAGUUCAUACACAAUCGGCAGCCAAAACCACGUCAAAGCUUGAAACCCCAAGCUCUAUUUUUGAUGAUGAUAGCGAUAUAUUUGGAGAUUUCGAAAAGAAGAAAGCAUCGAUAGGAAAGACAAAAGCUUCCAAGGUGGGAAAUCGGCCUUUAACUGGUGGUGAUAAUGCUAGCAGUACGAAUACGUCUGUCGAAUACAACAAUAGUGAGAAAGUUAUUUCUGGAGGCCAGUCUGAUCAGGCAUCUAGCGAGAAGAAAUCAAAGUCAAAACCAUCUGAUGACAUUUUUGCUGAUGAUCUGGGCAUAUUCGGUACCCCAGGAACUUCGAAGAAAUCGAAAAAGAAAAGUGAUAUAAGUAAUCAGAAAGGUGCGGAAGAAACUCCGAAAGCUAAAUCUAGUAUAGCUAAGAAGAAAGGAUCGAAAAAAGCUGAUAAAAAGCCCGCUAAAAAAUACGAUAUCUUUGACAAUGAUGGUACAUUUGAUGAUCCUUUAAAUGCUGGUGGAAACUAA